Messenger RNA from Purpureocillium lilacinum, 513 nucleotides. Lineage: Eukaryota; Fungi; Ascomycota; Sordariomycetes; Hypocreales; Ophiocordycipitaceae. The record is from RefSeq and is a predicted model, not a curated record.
AUGACAACCACGAUUGAACCCGAGGUCAUAGUUCCUGGACAUAGUCAAGAAAAGUCCGGGACAGAGCACCUCGAGGAGAACAUGGAACUCUUUGACGCAGAUGAAUCAACGUCCGAAUUGUCGUCGCUUCCCGACAGCCCAUAUAGCCCAGGCAGGUCCGGGACGGAGCACUUCAAGGAGGCUAAGCACCCUUUUGAGUGGCCCUCCGACACGUCGUCAUCACCCUCACCAAGUGAGUCCUCAGAGGAGCAAUUCACCUGGAACCGUUCAUGGAAGAUGCAGACGUUGCAUGAGCCGGGUACUUGGCUGUGUGGACACUGCGAGCGAUAUCUGAACCGGGACGACGAUAAAUUGGCAGUCCAGCAGUUCGAGCUGUCCUUGGUCUACCCCUUCGUGAGGAAGAUCGGCUGCCCAAUCCGCCAGAGGAUCUGCCAGCAAUGCAGGCAGCACAGCUUCUGCCAUUUGUUCGAGCACAGCAGGGAACUAAAGGGUGUGUUAGCCGAAGAGGCUUGA